GCAGUCAGCUCAGCCACAUUUCUCAACAUCGAGCAUCCUGUCUCUCAAGUCAUGGCUUCCUCCGGCUUUGACCCUUACUUUCCAUCGACUUACAAGAGGAGAGUAACAGUGCGCAGUUCAGGAUAUGGAUCUGGUGGAGGGAUAGGAUCCAGGUCUGCCUACACCAGCCACUCUGCCCCAAUAACUUCUUAUGCAUCAUCUCGCAGAAGUUAUCCAACUCACACCAGAGCUGUCUCCAGCUACUCCUCCGUGCUCUCAGCUCCACUGUCUGCAGCUGCGACCGAGCUCCGCCUUGACCAAGCGGCCCAGGUCAGUUCUGAGUUCAAAGUCAUAAGGACCCAGGAGAAGGCGGAGCUGCAAGACCUGAAUGACCGCUUUGCAAGCUUCAUCGAGAAAGUCCAUGACCUUGAGCAGCAGAAUAAGUUGCUGGAGACCGAGCUCCUGCUGCUCAGGCAGAGGCACACAGAGCCCUCCAACCUCCGAGGCCUGUACGAGCACGAGAUCCGCCAGCUCCGCGCCGCUGUGGAUGAGGCCCGCCAUGAGAAGCAAGCCGCCCAAGACCACAGGGAUGAGAUGGAAGAUGUGCUGAGGAACCUGCAAAAGCGCUACGAGGAUGAGGUGAUGGGCAGAGCAGAUGCGGAGGGCAGACUCCUGGAUGCCAGGAAGGGAGCGGAUGAGGCCGCUCUGGGCCAGGCUGAGCUGGAGAAGAGAGUGGGGACUCUGCUGGAUGAGCUGGCCUUCCUAAAACGUCUCUGUGAGAGUGAGAUAGCCGAGCUGCAGGCCCAAAUUCAGUACAGCGCACAGGUGUCAGUGGAGAUGGAGGUGGCCAAACCUGACCUCUCGGCCGCCCUGCGAGACAUCAGAGCCCAGUAUGAGAAGCUGGCACAACAAAACCUCCAAUCAGCUGAAGAGUGGUUCAGCAGCAAGAUGAAUGUGAUGACAGUGGGAGCCACUCGCAACACAGAGAGCGCACGAAGCGCCAAGGAUGAGGCAGGAGAAUACCGCCGGCUGCUUAAAACUAAGACGCUGGAAAUUGAGGCCUGCAGGGAGAUGAAUCAAGCGCUGGAAAACCAAUUCCAGGAAGUGGAGGAGAAGCAGAGUGGAGAGAUCUCUGCACUGCAGGUGAGCCCGAGACAAACGCUGACAUAAAUAAAGAGACAGGCAGGGCUGCAAAUAUCUCUGCCCUCCUGUGAUAUUAAAACAAAUGUGAUUUACAAUUGAGACAUCAGUUAUUGAGGAUGAAAUGAAACCGAGAAGAUUAGCUGGGCUGCUUCUUCCAGACAGCCAAUAAUGUGUCUGUAACACGUUAUCAUUUCUCUGCAGGAUACAAUAAGUCAGCUGGAGGACGAGCUGAGGGCAAACAAGAAUGACAUGGCUCGCUACUUGAAAGAUUAUCAGGACCUCUUGAACGUAAAGAUGGCUCUGGACAUCGAAAUUGCAGCCUACAGGUGAGAGUCGGUCGCCUAUAUUGACAGAUUUCGAUAAAAACAGUCUCAGUAUCUCAUCUUUGUUAUGUGUUUGUGUUUGUUUUCAGGAAGCUUCUGGAAGGAGAGGAGAACCGCCUAAAUGUGGCAGGAGCUGGGUCUGUCAGCGUUUACUCCCAGGGCGUGUACGCCGCUCCGUCCUACGGGAGGACUCAGUUCUCCCUGCAGUCCGCGCUGAGCUCCGCACCGCCGUACCUGCUGAGCUCCCGCCUGUACUCCCCGUCACUCCUGGUAGAGGAGACGAUAUCUGCCAGUCAAGCACAGCAGGCCGAGGCCAGCGCUCCUGAGGAGGAGGAGGAGGAGGAGGAGGAAGAGGAGCAGGUGGAGGAGGCAGAUAAGGAGGAGGAAGAGGAGGAGAAGGAAGAAGAGGAAAAGGAAGAAGAGGAGGAGAAGGAAGAAGAGGGUGAAGGAGAAGAGGAAGCAGAAGAAAAGGAGGAGGAAAAAGAGGAGGAAGAGGAGGGAGCAGAUGGAGAAGGUUAGUGCAGUCAUAAUGAUUAACUGACGCUCACAUAUGUGUCUUUAACGCUUUUCUGUUUCUUCUUCCUCUUUAAUUUUGUUUUGAAGAAGCUGAGGGUGAAGCAGAGGACGGAGAAAAAGAAGAUGAAGAGGAAGGAGGAGAGGAGGGCUCCAAGAAAGACGAGGACGAUGCUGAACAAGGGGAUGAAGAGGGGGAUGAGAAAGGGGAUGAAGAGGCUGAAAAACAAGAAGAGGGGGAGGAGGAGGAGGAGGCUGAAGAGCCGAAAGGAAAAACAACCGAUAAAAAAGUUUAAAUCCGAGAGCUUUAACAAAAAUCCUGCUAGCAUUGUAGCUGAAGACGUCUUACCUGGUGCUCUGUAUUUAAACCAAAUGAAAAUCUCUUAAUUCCGAAGACAACACCGCAGAUUCUCAGUCUGAUCAACUCGAGUGACUCACAGCAUGUCCGCACACUGAACCAGCAGAAAUGAAAUCAAUAUUAAAGCUAAUGUAAACCACGGAGAGAGAGAGCGAGCAGGACUCUGCUUCUUCUGCAUAAACACCUGUGUGCUUUACUCUCGCCAGAACAAGCCUACAAACUGUCUGUAUGUGCAAUAACCAGAUUGAAAUGCCUUACCAAAGUCCUCACUGAGUGCUUUAACUCCAUGAUGUGCUGCAUUGAACUCCAAUAAAGCCUUGAAGCCUUGUCAACCCAUAACUCGCCUCGGGCUUUUCAUUUUGUCUUGUCAAAUUAAGAAACAUUCAGGAAGAUUAGCAGCAGAAUUCAGAUUUGUCCGUGACUCACUCCAAGAAGCGGGGAUUGAUUCUUUAACUCUUCGUUAUUCAGCCCUGGGAUCCUUUUUCACACCACAUUCACUUAAAAC
Xyrichtys novacula (pearly razorfish) is the source of this 2821-nucleotide messenger RNA. Lineage: Eukaryota; Metazoa; Chordata; Actinopteri; Labriformes; Labridae. The record is from the annotation of a GenBank genome assembly.